Molecule: messenger RNA, 1953 nt
Organism: Pseudopipra pipra
Lineage: Eukaryota; Metazoa; Chordata; Aves; Passeriformes; Pipridae
Gene: SLC40A1
Product: solute carrier family 40 member 1
Exons: 8
Coding region: 151-1884 (577 amino acids)
Biological process (GO): iron ion transmembrane transport
Cellular component (GO): basolateral plasma membrane
Molecular function (GO): iron ion transmembrane transporter activity; peptide hormone binding
Source: RefSeq, a predicted model, not a curated record
CCGCGGCGGAGCGUCCCCGCCGCCCGCGCCGCAUAAGGCCAAGGCUUUCCGACUUCAGCUACAGUGCUGGCUAAGUCGGGGAAGGCAACACGGAGAGAGCCGCGCGUCCCCCCCUCCUGUCGGCAGCGGGCAGCGGCGGAUCGGGCCGGCAUGGCGCGGGCAGCGGAGCCGCAGGGCCGGCGGCGCGGCGGAUCUGUGGUUGCCUAUUUUACGUCUGCAAAGUUUCUUCUUUAUCUUGGGCAUGCACUGUCCACUUGGGGAGAUCGCAUGUGGCAUUUUGCUGUGUCCGUGUUCCUGGUGGAACUUUAUGGGAACAGCUUACUCCUGACUGCGGUCUAUGGACUGGUUGUGGCGGGAUCUGUUCUUCUCCUGGGGGCCCUUAUUGGAGACUGGGUGGACAAGAACUCCAGGCUCAAAGUGGCCCAGACAUCCUUGAUCGUACAGAAUGCAUCUGUCAUCCUGUGUGGUAUUAUCCUGAUGAUUAUCUUCUUGUUUAAGACACAACUCUUGACAUUAUACCAUGGAUGGCUUCUUACGGUGUGCUAUAUCCUGGUUAUCACAAUAGCAAAUAUUGCCAAUUUGGCCAGCACUGCCACAGCAAUCACAAUUCAGAGGGACUGGAUUGUUGUGGUUGCAGGGGAAGACAGAAGCAAACUGGCAGAUAUGAAUGCCACAAUAAGAAGAAUUGAUCAGUUGACCAACAUCUUGGCUCCAAUGGCGGUUGGUCAGAUAAUGACGUUUGGCUCCCCGAUGAUUGGCUGUGGAUUCAUUUCUGGCUGGAACCUGAUGUCGAUGUGUGUGGAAUAUCUGCUGCUCUGGAAGGUUUAUCAGAAAACCCCUACUCUGGCUCUCAAAUCUGCCAAAGUUGAAGAAUCAGAACUGAAACAGCUGAAUGUAACAAAAGAGAGUGACAUGAAACCUGCUGAAGGAGUGCAGUUAAUUGUUGAGAAAGAUGUAACUGGCUUUGAGCCCCCACAGGAGAAGGAAGUCGGCUGCGCCGCCCGCAUUGCUGAACCCUUCAUAACGUUCCGCGACGGAUGGGUCGCGUACUACAACCAGCCGGUGUUUCUCGCAGGCAUGGGUCUUGCAUUUCUGUACAUGACUGUUCUGGGCUUUGAUUGUAUCACUACAGGCUAUGCAUACACUCAGGGGCUGAGUGGCUCCGUGCUAAGCCUCCUCAUGGGUGCCUCGGCAGUCACUGGAAUCAUGGGAACAGUAGCUUUCACUUGGCUUCGUCGCAAGUGUGGCCUCAUCCGCACAGGCCUCAUUUCUGGAGCUGCUCAGUUUGCUUGUCUGAUCUUAUGUGUCAUCUCUGUAUUUAUGCCUGGAAGUCCUAUGGAUUUGACUGUUUCCCCAUUUGCUGACAUCAGUGCCAGGCUGUUUGAAAAUGAGCCAUUACCUACUAUAGCAUCUCCAGAACCUGAAAUGAUUUUGGCAACUGGAAUGCCCAACUUGUUAAACGGGUCUACUACUCCUGCUAACAGCGACCCAGAGACGAGUCCUGAGCCCGUGCCUUUGAUCUCUGUCAGUCUCCUGUUUGCAGGAGUCAUUGCUGCUAGAGUUGGCCUUUGGUCCUUUGAUUUGACUGUCACACAGUUACUCCAGGAAAAUGUGGUAGAAUCUGAAAGAGGCAUCAUAAAUGGUGUCCAAAACUCCAUGAAUUAUCUUCUUGAUUUGCUGCACUUCAUCAUGGUCAUCUUGGCUCCAAACCCUGAAGCUUUUGGCUUAUUGGUGCUUAUUUCUGUGUCUUUUGUUGCAAUGGGCCACAUAAUGUACUUCAGAUUUGCCCAAAAAACCUUGGGAAAACAACUGUUUGUUUGUCGCACUCCUGAUCCCAAAACAGCCCCUGACAGUUCACCACCUGGUAAUACAUCUACUGUCUGAAAGGAUCCACUUCACUUACUAACUUUGCUGCACAAAUAUCAUGGUUAAGCAUGUAUACUCCCUUUUUAU